Molecule: messenger RNA, 1644 nt
Organism: Cucurbita maxima (winter squash)
Lineage: Eukaryota; Viridiplantae; Streptophyta; Magnoliopsida; Cucurbitales; Cucurbitaceae
Product: ataxin-3 homolog
Exons: 3
Coding region: 96-1349 (417 amino acids)
Biological process (GO): protein deubiquitination
Cellular component (GO): nucleus
Molecular function (GO): cysteine-type deubiquitinase activity
Source: RefSeq, a predicted model, not a curated record
GGCUUGGCUUGGCUUGGCUUGGCUUGGCUUGGCUGAUUCUAGGGUUUAUUUCUCUCUCUUCUUCCUAUUUUGUCUUUUGAGGUGUGAUUCUGAUUAUGGACGAAGCCAGCAAUGGAGGGAUGUUGUAUCAUGAGGUACAAGAAUCAAAGCUCUGCGCUGUGCAUUGUGUCAACACCGUGUUGCAGGGUCCCUUCUUCUCCGAAUUCGAUUUGGCUGCUCUGGCAUACGAUCUUGACCGAAAAGAACGCCAGAUGAUGCUUACUGGUUCCACCACCGGUGAUUUUCUCUCCGAGGAUUCUCACAAUGUCUCCUUGGACGGUGAUUUUAGCAUCCAGGUAUUACAAAAGGCUUUGGAGGUAUGGGAUCUCCAAGUCAUUGCUCUCAACUCACCAGCUGCUGAACUUGCACAGAUUGAUCCUGAACUGGAGAGUGCAUUUAUUUGUCACUUGCAAAACCAUUGGUUUUGUAUUAGGAAAGUGAAUGGGGAGUGGUACAAUUUUGAUAGUCUAUAUGCAGCCCCACAGAAUCUUUCUAAGUUUUACCUUUCAGCUUACUUGGACUCUCUAAAGGGCUUCGGUUGGAGCAUUUUUAUUGUGAGGGGUAAUUUCCCCAAGGAUUUCCCCAUCUCAUGCUCUGAAGCAUCCAACGGUUAUGGUCAAUGGCUUACCCCUGAGGAUGCUGAUAGGAUAACCAAAUCGUGCAACUCAACCCAAGCCCGCCCUCCUCAAGGAAUAAACUGGACAAAGCCGCAAGAUACGUUUCUUUCAUAUGGAGAUGCAGAAAUGCUGAUGGACGUGGAGGAUGAGGACUUCAAGGCUGCAAUAGCUGCUAGCUUGAUGGAUUCCCCAGCAGUCAUGGCAGCAGGAGUUGCUAACCCCCAUAAUGAACCUGCCGUUUCCUUCACCCAAGCUGCCUCUCCCCAGAAUAAUAUACCUGCUGUUUCCCCAAAAGCUUUCACCCACCAAGAUGUUCCUGCAGUUGCUCCCAAAGCUGCCACCCUCAAAGAUGUACCUGUAGUUUCCACCAAACCUGCCUCCCCCCAAGACAUGCCUGUUGUUACCCCUGAAGCUUCCAUCUCCCAGAAUGUACGUGCACUUUCCCCCGAUGCAGCUGCUACCUUACAUGCAGUUUCCGCCGCCAAAGCUACCACCCCCAAUAAUCUUACGGUCUGCACUGAAGUUGCUGUUCAUAAAAACGAGCCUGCAAAUGAAUCUGUAGGCAAUGCAGACGCUGCCUUUGAUGAAAGUGGACUUGCAGAUAAUGCAGAAUGCGCUGUUUCGAGCCCCCGAAAGAAAAUUAGUCGUACGAUGUGGGAGCUGUAUGAGGAAGAAGAGUGCUUUCUGCCUUGAAUAUGAUUUUUGGUUCAAGACGGAUGAGAACAGGAUUGACCCAUUGACAAGAAUAAGAGAAUUUGCAGGAGAAUGGGAACCUCCGGAUCCUUGUUGAGCUUGAGGUUAGCUAGUUGAAGUCGAAUCCAUGUUUUACAGUCGUUCUGUGCAGGGUAACUAUAUUCACUUACUUUUUUCAAUUUUCGGAUUGAUACUGUAUAAAUUCUUCAACAAAUAAGCCGUCGACUUGGCCUCUGAAUUGUCACAAAUGUUGGAUUACAGAGAUGUUACUUCUUUGAAAACAUUUUUAAACCUC